Messenger RNA from Castor canadensis (American beaver), 672 nucleotides. It is a transcript of the gene Cenpm, whose product is annotated as centromere protein M. Lineage: Eukaryota; Metazoa; Chordata; Mammalia; Rodentia; Castoridae. The record is from RefSeq and is a predicted model, not a curated record.
UCGCGCGCAGAGAAGACGGCGGUUCGGCUGCGACUGGGAUGUCGGUGUUGAGGCCGGUAGACAAGCUGCCUGAGCUGAACAGAGCCACCGUCUUGCUGGUGGGCGCGGAGGAUGCACUUCUGCAGCAGCUGGCGGACUCCAUGCUCAAGGAGCACUGCGCGUCCGAGCUGAGGGUCCAUUUGGCAAAGUCCCUCCCUCUGCCCUCCAGUGUGAUUCGACCCCGAAUUGACCUGAUCGUGUUUGUGAUUAACCUUCACAGCAAAUACAGCCUCCAGAACGUGGAGGAGUCCCUGCACCAUGUAGAUGCCAGCUUCUUCCUAGGGAAGGUUUGCUUCCUCACCACAGGUGCUGGGCGGGAGAGCCACUGCAGCAUUCACCGGAACACGGUUGCCAACCUGGCCCACACCUACCGAAGCCCCCUGCUCUUCUGUGACCUGGAGGUGGAAGACUUCCGAGCCACCAUGGCACAGCGCCUGGUACGCAUGUUGCAGAUCUGUGCUGGCCAUGUGCCUGGUGUCUCAGCUCUCAACCUAUUGUCCCUGCUGAGAAGCUCCGAGAGUCCCCUGCUAGAGGAGCCAUGAGGGCCACUGGCCACUGGUCUGUCCCUCCCCAUGCUUGCUGCUGGCUCCACAAGCAGUUACUAUUGGUGGGAACAGUCAGGGCCUGAGGCAG